UUUCCAGGUCAACUCUUUUUGGCAAUCCAGGUCAACCCUCUUCCUCCAUUUAUAAAUAUCUACCUAGCUUGCUCUCUUCCUUUGUGUGGGAGCUAGCUAGUGUAAUUGAAGUUGCAACUGCGAGAGCACAACCACUUCUAUACUAUUGAACAGACUUCAUCAAAUGGGAAGUGGGGAAACCGACUUAUACUUCGUGUUCAUGAACUACGACCCGGAGUACGAACGACUCCGAGCCAAGCGAACAAAGAAGGGAGGGUACGAGCUCGAUGCGUAUCUGAGCCGGAAGCACGACGAGUUGUUGGCUGCCACUCUCGAGCCGGGGACCUACAAGAAGACUGUCUCGCUGGUCAUCGUUGAUGCCUUUGCUGUGGAAAUCUCUGAGCAUCAGGCAAAUGUGCUUAGAUCUGAGGAGGGAGUGAGGAUCGUGGAGAAGAAUCAAGAAGUUGCUUAAUGGAGUGGGAGAUCUGAUCAGCUCCAGUUCUUGAAUAGUAUAUAUGCCAAUUUGUUGAUGAAAUAAAGGCAGAUUAAUAUAUAUAUAUAUAUAUAUAUAUAUUAUGUGUUGAGUGCUAAACUCUAAUGUUCAAGAGUAGAUUGAUCUCUGCUUUUUGGUUGCUUGAUGCCGUUGUUUGGAGCUAAGCUCGAAAAUCUGCAUUUGACAAGAUAUAUAUACAGCAGAUAAUCUCGUUAAGUACUAAA
Molecule: messenger RNA, 696 nt
Organism: Punica granatum (pomegranate)
Lineage: Eukaryota; Viridiplantae; Streptophyta; Magnoliopsida; Myrtales; Lythraceae
Source: RefSeq, a predicted model, not a curated record